GCCUGCCCUGGUGGAGGAGGAAGGAGGCCUCAGGAGCAUCCUGGCUGCAGCAUCACUUGCAUCAGCAGCAGAGCAAAGAGAAGGAAGCUGGCAUCAUCCAAGGCCAGAACUGAUCUGCAGAAGCAUCAUCGCUGGAGAAGCUGGGAAAAGGGAGACCUGCUGGGAAAGUUAAGUGGCCAUUGCGAGUGUCCUGGGGGAGUGCUGGGAAAGGGAUCCGCAGUGGCUCACCUCGCCUCACACCCAGCCCAGCGGCGGACAGGUGGACGGACCCGGCCCACGGACGGACGGACGGACGGACGGACGGACAGGAAAGACGAUAGGAAGAGAGCUGCGAGGACCAUGCGAUAGAGGCCCCCUGGCAGACUGAAGAGAAGAGGACAGCAGCAGAAGCAGCACCACCAUGGGAGAUCUGACCCCAACCCACAUCAAUUGGCAGGUGCCAGCCAACAGCGAAGCCCACCGCACCAACCGCUUCUCCUGCUCUGAGCUGGUGGUCCGCCGGGGGCAGCCGAUAGCCAUGACCGUGUACCUGAACAAGACCCCCCAAGGCGGGGAGAGCUACGCCUUCAUAGCCGAGACAGGGUCCUCCCCUUCGGAGUCCCAUCACACCCGGGCGGUCUUCCCCGUCUCCAGCGCCCUGGUUGGCGGGUCCUGGAGUGCCACGCUGACAUCCCGGGAUGCCAACUACCUCAACUUCUCCAUCACCAGCCCAGCCACAGCCCCCGUCGGGCGCUACAAGCUGAGCCUGCAGGUGUCCAGUGGCAAUCAAGUGAACGCCCGACUCCUGGGGCAAUUCAUCCUCCUCUUCAACUGCUGGUGCUCAGGGGACCCGGUCUUCCUGGGGAACGAGGCCGAGCGGCAGGAAUACGUCAUGAAUGAAAAUGGGGUCAUCUUCGUGGGGAACGCCAACUACAUUGAGGCACGAGGCUGGUACUACGGCCAGUUCCAGCAGAACAUCCUCAACCUCUGCCUGUUGCUUCUGGACCUCAGCCUCUACCACCGAAAUGACCCUGCGGGGGAUGACUCCCGUCGGGGAGACCCCCGAUACGUGUCCCGCGUGGUCAGCUCCAUGGUCAAUGGCAACGACAACGACAACGGGGUGCUGGAGGGCAAGUGGAGCGAGGAGUUUGCUCACCAUGAGAACCCUUCCCGGUGGGACGGGAGCGUGGCCAUCCUCUGGAAGUGGGCCCAGGACAAGUACCGACCUGUCCAGUAUGGCCAGUGCUGGGUCUUUGCAGGCGUGGCAGGCACAGUGAUGAGGUGCAUGGGGAUCCCCACCCGCCUGGUCACCAACUUCAACUCCGCUCACGACGCAGACCACAACCUGAGCAUCGAUAAAUACUAUGACCCCUCCGGAAAGAGCCUCAAGAUUGGACAAGACUCUGUGUGGGACUACCACGUCUGGAACGAAUGCUGGUUUAUCCGAGUAGACCUGGGAAAGAACUACAACGGGUGGCAAGUGAUCGAUGCAACGCCACAAGAGAAAAGCCAAGGCAUCUACCAGUGUGGUCCGGCUUCCGUUGUGGCCAUCAAGCAAGGGGACGUGCGGCUGAACUAUGACACGGCCUUUGUCUUCAGCGAGGUGGACGCUGACAUUAACCGGUGGAUGGUCAACUCCAAUGGGACUCGGAAGAGGGUCUACUGCGACACCAGAUCCAUUGGCACCGCCAUCAGCACCAAGGCUGUGGGCAGCAACUACCGGGUGGAUGUCACAUGCAACUACAAGUUCUCAGAGGGCUCUGCAGAGGAAAGGAGGGUCUACCAGAAGGCCUGCGCCGAGAUGUCCGGCUCCCGGGCCUCGCCAAGCAACCUCAGAGCUCCUGAGGAAGCCGCCUCUGAACUGAUCACCCACCCAGGGCUCUUUGGGAAGUUCCGGCUGGCCCAGCCACCCGUCCUGGGCAGAGACGUCAACCUGAUCCUCAGCCUGUCCAACCUCUCCACUGCCCCCAAGACCGUCACCGUGAACCUGAGCGUCUCCACUGUCCUCUACACACGGAGGGCCGUGCGCGAGAUCCUCAAGGAGGCCACCACCAUCCAUCUUGGCUCCAAAGAAGAGAAGCACAUUCCGCUGCGGAUCACCUAUGGCCACUAUGGUGCCUCCCUGACGGACGACAAGAAGCUACUGGUGACGGCCUUGUGCGACGUCCAAGAGGGGGUGAAGCUGCUGGUGGAGAAGGCCAUCACACUGGAGAGCCCCAACAUUGCCAUCACGGUCGUGGCCAACAAGCCCACCACAGUGGAGAUCGCCUAUGCCAACCCGCUCCCAGUCCCCGUGGAGGACUGCGUGCUCCUGGUGACCCUCAUGGGGCAGGCUGUCAAGAUCAAUGUGGCCGGACUGAGGCCAGGGGAGCGGUCGAGCAUCUUCUUCGAGUUCACUCCUCGCAGCCUGGGGUCCAUGCAGCUCCAGGUGGACUUCUCCUGCAGCCGCUUCCAACACGUCAAGAGCUUCGUCCUCCUGGAGGUGGCCCCGACGGAGGCCCUAGGCUCCUGCAACGCCGGGGGGGGCGGCAGAGAGGAGCCCCCCGGGGCCACAGUCUCAGGAAGCGCUUCUCGCCCAGGAGGGGGCACUGCAGCACCCAUCGUCCGCCAGCCAGACUCCGGCCCAGCCAAGGCCAAGGCCCAAGGACCGGGGGGCAUUCGGGGCCUCCGGAUGCCUGGGGUCACCCCCUGCGAGCCCCUGCCCCCGAGAGGUACCCAGCUGGAGGGCUGCCCCUCCCUCCCUCCCUCCGGAGGUUGGGCCCCUGGAGGCCAGUCGGGAAUCCCGGACCCUCGGCUUGGAGGACAAAUAAGCGGCGGACCUGAUCCACUCCGGGCCCCUGUCCGCCGCCGCCGCACCGCCCGCCAUGCCAGGGAAAUCUCCAGCCCCGAAGCCCCCAGUCCGCUCCUCAUCCAAGGCUUCUCGAUAUGGCAAGCCUCGCCCCGAGGGGAUGCCUCCCCCUCCAGCCCAUCAGAGGCCGAGGGCAAGGGAGCCGCCCCCAAGGAGUCCAAGCCCCGCGGUGGUCACCCUCCCGUCCUCUGCCUCCCGGAGACCCUGGACCCGGAGCGGGCUGAAGCGGCGGAGAGCCCCGACGACCAGCUCCAGCCGUGCGCUGACUCCUCCUCCUCCUUCGUCGGCGCCGGAGAGAAGGAGCCUCCAAAGAGGUCAGGCCAGGUAUGCCACACCUCCACCUCCCGGCUGUUCCUGCUGGGCAAGAAAAGGACAGGGCUGCCCGGAGGCACCUCUGUUCAGAAGGAGGAGGCCAGGCUGCAGCUGGCGUGCCUUGACUGGCAGAGCGCCCGGAACCACAGGGAUCACCACACGGUGGAGAUGGGUGGGCACCAGCUGGUGGUGAGGAGGGGGCAGCCCUUUGCCCUCACCCUCCACUUCCACUCCAGGGGCUACCAGCCCAGCCGGGACGCCAUGUACCUGGUUGCAGAGACAGGGCCGUCACCGGAGCUGGAGUGGGGCACACGUGCCAUCUUCGGGGUGGGUCUGGGCCAGAGAGACCCCCGGUGCAUCUGGAGGGCUGCCUUCCUCUCCAGUGGCCCCCGGUCCACGGAGAUCGCCGUGUCGGCCCCAGCAGGGGCCCCUGUCGGCCGGUACUGCCUGAAGGUCCGCCUGGAUUCAGAGGGGAGAUCCUCCUCCUACCUGCUGGGGGAGUUCAUCCUGCUCUUCAACCCUUGGUGCCCAGAUGAAGACGUGUACCUGGCAAGUGAAGCAGAGCGGCAGGAGUAUGUCCUGAACGAGGAGGGGGUCAUCUUCCAGGGGAACAAGAAGUGGGUUGACCCCAUGCCCUGGAACUAUGGACAGUUCGAAGAGGGCAUUGUGGACAUCUGCUUGAGACUUCUGGACCGGAGCCUCAACUCCCUGCACAGCCCUGCGGAGGAUGCUUCCUGCCGUGGCAGCCCCAUCUAUGUCAGCCGGGUGCUGAGUGCCAUGAUCAACAGCGAUGAUGACAGCGGGGUGGUCCUGGGCAACUGGAGCGAAGACUAUGAGGAUGGCACCUGCCCCUCCGCCUGGAACGGUAGCGCAGCCAUCCUGAGGGAGUGGAGCCGGACUGGAGGCCAGCCAGUCAAGUAUGGGCAGUGCUGGGUCUUUGCUGCCGUGAUGUGCACAGUGAUGCGUUGCCUCGGGAUCCCAACCCGUGUGGUGACCACCUUUGACUCCGGACACGAGAAGGAUGGGGACCUGGUCAUUGAUGUCUACUAUGAUGAGAAUGGACAGCUCCUGGAGACAGAUGACACCGACAGCAUCUGGAACUUCCACGUGUGGAACGAGUGCUGGAUGGCCCGGAGGGACCUGCCCCCGGGAUACAGCGGGUGGCAGGUGGUGGAUGCGACACCCCAGGAGCGCAGUGACGGGCUUUACUGCUGUGGUCCGGCCUCCGUCCGAGCUGUCCGGGAGGGAGCGCUGGGCCUCCCCUACGACACCCGCUUUGUCUUCUCCAUGGUGAAUGCUGACCGGGUGGUUUGGCUGCUCUGCGGCACAAAGAAAGAGCAACUCCAGUGGGACACGGACGCCGUGGGGACCCUCAUCUGCACCAAAGCUGUGGGGAGCGACGCAGAAGUAGACAUUACUGCCACUUACAAGCACCAGGAGGGUGAGGAGGGGGCAGCAGGACCACCCUCCCCAGGAAGGCCUCCUUGCCCACUGGGCCGGAGGAACAAGAAAGGCUGGUGGACAGGCCUUCCUCCUGGCCUGGCAGGUUCCCGGGAAGAGCGUGCCGUCGUCCUGAAGGCCCUCCGGCACGGACGGAUGCUGGGGACCCCCUGCGCCUGGGAGGAAAGGCCCCAUCCAGCCCCACUGGGUCCCCCCAUGCCAGACCCCUGUGGAACUCUUAGAGACCUUGGUGGUAGCAGGGGGGCCCGUCUGCAGGAGGAGCCCCCAUCGGCCCCCAAGGCCCAGACCUCCCUGCGGCUUCAGCUGGUGGAGAGUCCUGAGGUUGGGCAGGACGUCCAGCUGAGGCUCCUGGUCAGCAACCGGGAGUCGGCCAGGAAAGAGCUCAAGCUGAGCCUCAGUGCCCAGCCCCUCCGGCACAACGGGCGCCCCUUGCCCCCCUGCUGGCAGGACCUGCGCUACCUCUCCUUUGGGCCCAGGGAAGAGAAGGAGCUGCCCUGGCGGAUCCCCUUUGGACGGUAUGGCCCCCACCUGGGUGAGGACAAGCAGCUCCACAUCACUGCCAUGGCAGAGGAGAACACCUCUUGGCAAAAGGCCCUGGCCGAGAAGACCAUCACGGUUGCCAGCCCUGCCCUCCUCAUCAACGUCCUGGCCCCCGUGGUGCUGAACCAGGCCUUCCCGCUGCAAGUGGAGUUUGCCAACCCCCUGCCCGAGCCGGUGGGCCACUGCGUUUUGACCGUGGAAGGCAGUGGGCUCGUGAGGGGCCAGCUCCGGAUCGAGUUGGGCUCCCUCGGGCCCCGUGCACAGACCAGCGUCAAGUUCCAGCUGACCCCCUACAAGAGUGGCCUCCGGAAGCUCCAUGUCAGCCUCACUGGCAGUGAGUUUGCCCCCAUCAAGGGCCACAAGCAACUGGAGGUGGCUCUCAGCCCAGCGAGCGGAUGGAGGGUGUGCCGGGUGCCUUAGCAGCAGAAGGAGCCGCAGCCCUAACCCUGGAGGGUAUGACAGGUGGCACCCUGGCACAUCUUUGCC
Messenger RNA from Sceloporus undulatus (fence lizard), 5626 nucleotides. RefSeq lists its product as uncharacterized. The transcript has 31 exons. Bases 401 to 5560 code for a protein of 1719 amino acids. The record is from RefSeq and is a predicted model, not a curated record. Gene Ontology annotation, biological process: peptide cross-linking. Gene Ontology annotation, molecular function: protein-glutamine gamma-glutamyltransferase activity. NCBI's taxonomy places the organism in Eukaryota, Metazoa, Chordata, Lepidosauria, Squamata, Phrynosomatidae.